Messenger RNA from Vigna unguiculata (cowpea), 1133 nucleotides. RefSeq names its product transcription factor bHLH36-like. Gene Ontology annotation, molecular function: DNA-binding transcription factor activity, RNA polymerase II-specific; protein dimerization activity; RNA polymerase II transcription regulatory region sequence-specific DNA binding. NCBI's taxonomy places the organism in Eukaryota, Viridiplantae, Streptophyta, Magnoliopsida, Fabales, Fabaceae. Gene Ontology annotation, cellular component: RNA polymerase II transcription regulator complex. The record is from RefSeq and is a predicted model, not a curated record. Gene Ontology annotation, biological process: regulation of transcription by RNA polymerase II.
GAAAAAGGAGUACUGAUAUGGAUGGAUUCUAAUCUUAUGUGAGAAGGAUUUCUGAAUCCUAGCAUAUCAGGAAAAUGGAAAGUAGUCACAAACCCUAACAACCAACUACACUUGAUUUUCUUGUUUUGGUAUCUUCGCCACACCAACAAAAAGCUACCAUACACAAUCAUGAACCUCUCCACUCCAACUCAUCAAUAGUUUCGUCUUUUCAGUUUCAAUUUCCUCGUUAUUCUCUCUCCACCUUAUCAACAUCAACGGAUCUUGUAUGGUCCUCUGAUGCAACAUUGAUACAUGUCGAAUGCAAUGGAUGAAGACAAGAAGUGGAUGCAUAAGGAAACUGAAAGACAAAGAAGGCAAGAGAUGGGGAAACUCUGCAACAACCUCAGAUCGCUUCUGCCUUUAGAAUAUGUUAAGGGAAAACGUUCAACCUCAGAUCAUGUUCAUGAAGCUAUGAAUUACAUCAACCACCUUCAAGAUAAGGUAAAGCAAUUGCAAGAAAAGAGGGAUGCGUUGUUGAAGGUGUCUAAUUUGAGUAGCAUUGUUCCUGAGAAUGAAAGCUCUUGUGCAACUCAUCUUCCACCUUUGGUUCUUGUUCAUCCUUUCCCUGGUGGCCUUGAGAUUAUUUGCAGUCAUAGCUUCAGGAAAAGUGUGUUUCCCAUGUCAAGAUUAUUGGACAUUCUGCAUAAAGAAGGACUUAACGUGGUCAACACUACUUCCAUCAGAAGAGAUGGUAGAUUCAUACACACCAUACAAUCAGAGGAUUCCAACUGUUCUAAUAUGAUGGACACUGAUUACUCUGAACUGCAAAUAAAGCUUGUGGAGGCAUUGUCAUCUUCAAGUUUGCAAGAGACUUUGCCUGAACCUGAAAAUUGCUAAUAUCUUGGGAAAAAUUAAUAGAUUAUUUAUUCGGAUGUUUCUUAUUGCAUAUACCAUUAACUUGAGUGAUUUGUACAGUAGUGGACCUGUUAAAGUUGUACUUUAUCUGUCAUAAUUGUUGGUGCAGUACAAAGUGUAGCUAGUUAUUCAAUUUCAUGAAGGUCAUGUACCAAACCAGGAGAUACAUUGAUCUCUUUUUCCAUGGAAGUUAUCAAAUAUGGAAAGAGUUGAUAAUGAUGUUCAAUGUUUUGUAUGCA